AGUAAAGUUCGGUGCUCUGUCGGUGCUUGGUGGUGAGAGGCCGUCUUUCAAGAAAGCAGCUGUUCUUUGUUGUGAGGAAGCCAUAAAAUCAGGACCGGAUCAUUUGAAAUGACGCACCAGAUGUGGUGCUGAUGCUCAUCAGUUUGGACAAUUUAUACAAUCAGGUUUCAUCGCUUUUCUUUCUGGUUGUUACACAUUUUCUAUUUUAUGAAGCAAGGAUUCUCAAAAGAACAUUCUUUUCCUUUUAGAUGAACAGUUUCUGAGGAAAAGUAAAGGAUUUCAGUCCUAACAUCACCACUUAUCUUUUGUGUGACAAAAUGAGGAUGUUAAUUUUUCUGCUGUUAUGUGGCGCUUCAUCACCAGAAAAACACUCGCUGACAGUUUUGGUUACUGCCUCUUCUGGACUCCCUCAUUUUCCAGACUUUGUAACCACCACCCAGGUGGAUAAGCUGCCAACAAGUUACUGCGACAGCAACAAAAAUAUUAGAGCAAACCCAAAAUAUGGUCAAAAAUUAAUAAACAUUGAGUCACAGAUUGCUGAUUGGUAUAUUGAACAGUGUUUUGAAAUAAUGUCUGAUUAUCUCAAGGUUAAGAUGGGAAUAUUAACAGACCUGAACCAGAGUGAAGCUGUUCACAUUUUACAGGUUAUUAUUGGCUGUAAGUGGGAGGAAAAGACAAAAGAAACCACCUCGUUUUUACAGUUUGGAUAUAAUGGAGCCGACUUCAUCAAAUUUGACCCAAAGAAGUUGACAUGGAUUCCUCAAACUCCCCAGGCUGCCAGCAUCAAACCAAAAUGGGAAGCUGAUGAAUCUACAUACCAUUUGAAGCGCAACAAGGACUUCUUAAAUCAAAUAUGCCCUGAUUGGCUGAAGAAAUAUAUGGCCAAUAACGAAGGCCCUCUGCAGGGCACCGUUCUUCCCUCAGUGUUUCUCCUCCAGAAGUCUCCUGACUCUCCAGUCAGCUGCUCCGCUACUGGUUUCUAUCCCAACAAAGCUGCGAUGUUCUGGAGGAAGGAUGGAGAGGAGAUUCAGGACGGUGUGGACAAAACAGAGAUCCUCUGUAACCAGGACAACACCUUCCAGAUGAGAGCAGACAUUAAUGUUUCAUCUGUGAACCCUGAAGAUUGGGAAAGAUAUGAAUGUGUGUUUCAUCUGGUGGAUGUCAAAGAUGAUGUUGUCAGCAGACUGGAGAAAGAAAAGAUCCAAAGCAACUGGGGAAAGACACAGAAACAUAAUGAGGAGGAAAAGCCCAUUGGCAUGAUAGUUGGGAUCAUUACUGCAGGGGUUUUUGUUAUAAUUGUUGCUGCUGUUGGAUUUACAGUCAUCAAAAAUAGGAAAGCUCCCAUCAACAGCAUUGAAUUGUCUGAGAGACUCAAUCAAGAAACCAGACUGAAGUCAAAUCUGGACUCUAACAGUUAAAACAAGUUUAGAGCAGAAGAGACUAUUAUGUUCAGUAACUUUGAUUGUAUGAACCAAGUUUGCAUUCAAAACAUUUUGAGUUCUUCAUUGCAAGUCUGUAAAGAUGUAUUAAACUCUGCCUAAUUUAAGAAAACCAUUUAUUUUGUAUUGUAAUUACAUUGUAUUUUGUAUUGUAGUUGCAGGAAGUGUUUUUUUUCUAUUAAACAAUUUGUUCUUUGUCCGUGUAGCAAUGAAUUCAGCAUGCAAUAUUUUGAUUGAACAAAGUACAAAAAAAACCUUGUAAGUUCAAAAGUUGUCAGUAUUACACAAGCACAGGUAUUUUGAGGCCAUUUUCUCUCCAUGUGGUUGAGAGCAGCACAUCAACUGUUUUACAAACCUACCAGAGAAGCUGUUUCAAUCAGUCUCCACAAGGUGGAGGCCUCAGACUGCAGGUGAUGAAGGGAGCAUUAAGUGAGGCGGAGGGGCCGUGUGAUCACCAAUUGAAAGCAGACAUAACAAUGAUCAGCCGGGCAGAGAUGAAACUCUGCUCUAAAUAUCUGAGCAUUUAGUUAAAAAACAUUUUUUAUCCCCACACUUGUAAUCAUUAGACCGUUUCUUUACUUUAGCAAGAAACAUGUCUCUGUGUUUUUAGGUAUGCUAUUGCUCUAUGUAUAUUUUAUGCUGAAGGAAGAACUGAAAUGAGACAAAGUUUUUAGUUUGCUGGUAUAUCUUCAUUCCUAACCACACCUGCCAUUCCAAGAAGUUGUGGUUGAUGACUAAAAGAAUAAAAUGUCAAGCAUUUGAAAUGAAUUUCCCCUACAGGGUGGAUCCACCUUUGAAGUGAUGAGCAAAGCUAUUAGGGGAACUGAAAUAAUUUUUCUGAGGGUAUUAUUUUUUUGUGACUUUAAAACAUGCUUUAAUUGAUCCUGUAUUAAAUCUUGUUAAAGGUAAUUUGAUGCCAAACAUUCAUUAUCUGAGCUGUUUUUAUUUCCUGCUUUUCUUCUUUGCUCGACUUUAUUCUUCUUUUGACAAAGAAACUCCCUCUAGGCUAAAAUACUUCUGGUUCAGAUUACAUUGUAUCAUUCAUUUGAUUAGAAAUCAUAAGCUAUAAAUUUGUUGGUAAUCUUUAAUAAGCUAGACCCUUGUCAGACCAAAACAGAAACAACAAUACACUGUCUUAAUUUGUUUUUCAUUGUGUUUGGAUCUUUAUUUUUUCAGGCAGAUAAAACUUAUUUGAUCAGAAUGUCCUGGACACGCAAAGAACACUGUAGAAAGCUUGCCAGCCCAGUUAAUUGCAGUGCUGGAAACACAAAGACACACAACGACUAACCAUGCAUACACUCACUCACACUCACACCUGAGGGCAUUUUAGAAUAAAUUCACACUGCAGCCUGAAGUGACCCAAAUCCA
Messenger RNA from Xiphophorus couchianus (Monterrey platyfish), 2807 nucleotides. RefSeq names its product major histocompatibility complex class I-related gene protein-like. Gene Ontology annotation, biological process: immune response. Lineage: Eukaryota; Metazoa; Chordata; Actinopteri; Cyprinodontiformes; Poeciliidae. Gene Ontology annotation, cellular component: external side of plasma membrane. The record is from RefSeq and is a predicted model, not a curated record. The transcript has 6 exons. Bases 318 to 1418 code for a protein of 366 amino acids.